Mytilus trossulus (common blue mussel) is the source of this 699-nucleotide messenger RNA. RefSeq lists its product as uncharacterized. NCBI's taxonomy places the organism in Eukaryota, Metazoa, Mollusca, Bivalvia, Mytilida, Mytilidae. Bases 1 to 699 code for a protein of 232 amino acids. The transcript has 2 exons. Gene Ontology annotation, molecular function: N-acetyltransferase activity. The record is from RefSeq and is a predicted model, not a curated record.
AUGACUGAACACAAUAUACGACCAAGAGAUGAAUUAGAAAAUGUUUUGAAAGGAAUUAGCGAUUCAUUACAUCUCUCUGAUAUGCAUUUAGAAAUAUCCUCAGAAGAACGCAUGGAUAGUCUCAUCUCAUUUUUGAAAGAAACUUUUUGGAUCGAUGAACCUUUAUGCAAAUCCUACAAGUUGGUAGACACGACUAGAAGGACUGCAUACCGUUUAAAAGACAAUCUGUCUAUCUUGAUGGUGUCUAACUCAACAGGCAGCAUCAUUGGAUGUUUGACAAUGUGUAUAGAAACAAUACAUGAAGCAGACGACACAGCAAUAUUGCAGAUUCAAAAUGAAAAUUUGAAAAAAAUCAGAACUUUCCUGGCUCACAAACUGGAGGAAAAGAAUGUAUUUAAACAUUUUGGUGUUGAAAAAGCAGUACAUUUUCUUCAUUUGUCGACGAAGAAGAAUUACCAGGGACGUGGAAUAGCCUCUAAAUUAACAAAGGCUUCACUGACAUUUUGUAAAAAGUUAGGAUUUAUCCCAGUGUGUAUUGCUGCAGACUGUACUUCCAACAUAUCACAGAAAAUCUUUGAGAAAUUUGAAUUUGAAAAUUUGUUCACUGUAAGAUAUGACGAAUAUAAAGUUAAUGAUGAAAUCGUUUUCACAAACAUGGGCGACAAUAAAGUAGCAAAGUUUUUUGUUAAACAGUUAUAA